AUGUUUACCGUGACUCAGACCUCGAGAGCAUGGUUCAUCGACAGAGCCCGCCAAGCCCGAGAAGAAAGGCUCGUGCAGAAGGAACGGGAACGGGCAGCCAUUGGCAUUCAGGCCCACGCACGGGGUUUUCUGUGUCGGAGACGACUGCAGAGAGAGCACAGGAGGGAAAUUGAUGAGUUUUUUAAAGCAGAUGAGGAUGGGUCCAGUAAAAGAAGUGCACUUUGUAUUUUUAAAAUUGCCCGAAAGCAGCUGUUCUUGUUUAGAAUUCAAGAAGAUCAUGAGAGAUUUGAGAAGCUAUGUCGCUGCAUCCUAAGCAGCAUGGAUGCUGAGAAUGAACCCAAGGUGUGGUAUGUGUCCCUGGCUCUUUCCAAGGAUCUUACCCUCACCUGGAUUAAGCAGAUCAAGGCCAUUCUAUGGUAUUGCUGUGAAUUUCUUCAGCAAUUAAAGCCUGAAAUCCUGCAGGACUCCCGACUCAUCACGCUAUACCUCACCAUGCUUGUCACCUUCACAGAUACUUCAACAUGGAAAAUUCUCCGGGGAAAAGGUGAGACCCUCCGACCAGCCAUGAACCACAUUUGUGCAAACGUAAUGGGACAUCUGAAGCAGCGUGGAUUUUAUUCAGUGCUCCAGAUACUGUUAACACGUGGCCUGGCAAGACCCCGGCCUUCUCUCUCCAAAGGCACUUUAACUGCAGCCUUUUCCCUAGCUUUGCGCCCUGUGAUGGCUGCACAAUUUUCGGACAAUCUGCUUCGGCCCUUCCUCAUCCACAUCAUGUCCGUACCAGCCCUGGUGACUCACCUCAGCACUCUGACCCCUGAGCGUCUCGCUGUUUUAGAAUCUCAUGACAUGCUUCGUAAAUUCAUCAUAUUUUUAAGAGAUGAAGAUCGAUGCAGCGAUGUAUGUGAAUGUUUAGAAGGAUGCCAUACCCUUUGCCUAAUGGGCAACCUCCUCCAGUUGGGCUCCUUCAGUCCCCGAGUGUUAGAGGAGGAGAUGGAUGGGUUUGUGAGCAUGCUCACUCAAAUGCUGUGCUACUGUCAGAAGUAUGUGUCACAAAAGAAAUCCAACCUGACCCACUGGCACCCUGUCCUGGGCUGGUUCUCCCAAUCCGUGGAUUAUGGCCUCAACAAGUCAAUGCCCUUGAUCAUCAAACAGCUGCAGUUCCUGUGGGGAGUACCUCUCAUCCGCAUCUUCUUUAGUGACAUCCUGAGCAAGAAACUGCUGGAGAGCCAAGAGACGGCCCAGGUGCAGCCAGCGUCCCCCCAGAACGUGCUUCCAGUGAAGAAUCUCCUAAAGCGUGCAUUUCAGAAGUCAGCAUCAGUUCGGAAUAUUCUCCGGCCUGUUGGGGGUAAACGUGUUGACUCUGCGGAAGUACAGAAGGUUUGCAACAUCUGCGUCCUCUACCAGACCUCGCUGACAACCCUCACCCAGAUCCGGCUGCAGAUCCUCACAGGUCUCACUUACCUUGACGACCUGCUGCCCAAACUGUGGGCAUUUAUCUGUGAGUUGGGGCCCCACGGGGGCCUGAAGCUCUUCCUGGAAUGCCUGAACAAUGACACCGCGGAGUCCAAGCAGCUCUUGGCCAUGCUGAUCCUGUUCUGUGACUGCUCCCGGCACCUCAUCACGAUUCUUGAUGACAUUGAAGUUUAUGAAGAACAAAUUUCAUUCAAACUUGAAGAACUGGUCACCAUCUCCUCAUUUCUGAAUUCCUUUGUGUUUAAGAUGAUCUGGGAUGGAAUUGUAGAAAACGCCAAGGGCGAAACCUUGGAGCUGUUCCAAUCCGUCCAUGGGUGGCUGAUGGUCCUCUACGAGCGAGACUGCCGGCGGCGCUUCGCCCCUGAGGAUCACUGGCUGCGAAAAGAUCUCAAGCCCAGUGUGCUCUUCCAAGAACUGGACAAGGACAGAAAGCGGGCCCAGCUGAUCCUGCAGUAUAUCCCUCACGUCAUUCCUCACAAAAACGAUGGCUACGAGCAGCUUCGGCAGCUCUCCCACCACGCCAUGAAGGGCGUGAUCCGCGUGAAGUUUGUCAAUGACCUCGGGGUGGACGAGGCAGGGAUCGACCAGGACGGCGUUUUCAAGGAGUUCCUAGAAGAGAUCAUCAAGAGGGUGUUCGACCCAGCACUCAAUCUGUUCAAGACCACCAGUGGGGACGAGAGACUGUACCCUUCACCCACCUCCUAUAUCCAUGAGAAUUACCUGCAGCUUUUUGAGUUUGUGGGGAAGAUGCUGGGGAAAGCUGUGUAUGAGGGAAUUGUGGUGGACGUGCCCUUCGCCUCCUUCUUCCUGAGCCAGCUGCUUGGGCACCACCACAGCGUCUUCUACAGCUCUGUGGACGAACUGCCUUCUCUGGACUCAGAGUUCUACAAAAACCUCACUUCCAUUAAGCGCUAUGACGGGGACAUCGCUGACCUGGGUCUGACGCUGUCGUAUGAUGAAGACGUGAUGGGUCAGCUUGUUUGCCACGAACUGGUUCCUGGAGGGAAGACCAUUCCUGUUACAAAUGAAAACAAAAUCAGCUACAUCCAUUUGAUGGCGCACUUUCGAAUGCACACACAGAUCAAAAACCAGACGGCUGCCCUCAUUGGUGGGUUCCGUUCCAUCAUCAAACCUGAGUGGAUCCGAAUGUUCUCAACCCCCGAACUGCAGCGUCUCAUCUCUGGGGACAAUGCUGAGAUUGACCUGGAAGAUUUAAAGAAGCACACGGUGUACUACGGCGGUUUCCAUGGAAGCCACAGGGUCAUCAUCUGGCUGUGGGAUAUUCUGGCCUCCGACUUCACGCCUGACGAGAGAGCCAUGUUUCUGAAGGACACCGGAGAUACCCUGGGCAGCGUCCUCCGUGGCUUCUUCACCAUCCGCAAGCGGGAGCCAGGGGGCCGCCUGCCCACCUCCUCCACCUGCUUCAACCUGCUCAAGCUGCCCAACUACAGCAAGAAGAGUGUCCUGCGGGAGAAGUUGCGCUAUGCCAUCAGCAUGAACACAGGCUUUGAGCUCUCCUAG
This is a messenger RNA of Orycteropus afer afer, 2994 nucleotides long. RefSeq names its product ubiquitin protein ligase E3B (gene UBE3B). The transcript is spliced from 24 exons. Lineage: Eukaryota; Metazoa; Chordata; Mammalia; Tubulidentata; Orycteropodidae. The coding region runs from base 1 to 2994 and encodes 997 amino acids. Gene Ontology annotation, biological process: ubiquitin-dependent protein catabolic process; protein polyubiquitination. The record is from RefSeq and is a predicted model, not a curated record. Gene Ontology annotation, molecular function: protein binding; ubiquitin protein ligase activity.